AUGCAUAAAAUGCUGUUCUAUCUUCUUAGCUUCGGAUGUAAAGCACCUGUAAAUUUUGAAAUCUCUGUAAAUCUUAUAAUCAUAAAUAGAUAGCAGAAAUCACAGAAAAUAGCAUUACUGUUGAAAUAACCAAAGACUUUACUAAUUUAAUUUAGGUUGGCUAUUAGAUAUUAGUAGGUAUUGAUGAAGCUUUUCCAUAUUAAAAAAUGUAAUAUCCUAUUGGACCUACUGCUUAUCAUAUCUCUAAUCUAAAUUUAAUUGAGGGAAAUUCUUAUCAAUUUUUAUCUACAUAUUACGGAUUUCAAUAUACUCCUGUCAAUAAAUUUCAUCUAGUAAAAGAAACAACUUAAACUUAUUCUGAUUAAACAUUUGAUUAUUCCAUUUUUCAUUAUGGUAAAAAUUAAAAUGAAUAUUUGUAGUCCCUGCAGUUUUUUCACCAUGUGCCAGUCUAGAAUUUUUUGUAAAGAAGUAAUAUAUAACUAUUUUUACUCCAAUUCGAUUGAAAUCAGUAAUAAUUACUUAGAAAGAUGAUCCUAAUUCAAUAAAUAACACUUUAAUAAUUGUAAAUUUAGAAUUCUAAAAUUAAAUUAUUAUGUAAUCUGGAAAAUAUAAAAUUAUGCUAGAUAAAUCAAUCUUAUAAAUUAAUAUAAAUAUUUUGAUUAAUUGUAAAAACAUUACUAAAAUUGAAAGUGUAUUUCGAAAAUAGAAAAAGAAUAUUCAAAAUGUAAAUAAAAUGACUUAUGAAUGUGGCUAAAAAUUUAAUUCUAUAAUUUUCAAUUUAACUUUUGCAUAAACAAUUGUUGCUUAUUAAGAAUUAUAUUUAUAAAUUGAAGAAUUUAGUUUAAAUUUACAAUAAUUACUUUACAAUUAAAAAGAGGAACUAAUAGAAUUAUUCAACAUGAAAUUAGAAUGA
Messenger RNA from Paramecium primaurelia, 913 nucleotides. The record is from the annotation of a GenBank genome assembly. Lineage: Eukaryota; Ciliophora; Oligohymenophorea; Peniculida; Parameciidae.